This is a messenger RNA of Salvelinus namaycush (lake trout), 2237 nucleotides long. Its product is annotated as polyadenylate-binding protein-interacting protein 1-like. Lineage: Eukaryota; Metazoa; Chordata; Actinopteri; Salmoniformes; Salmonidae. Gene Ontology annotation, biological process: regulation of translational initiation. The transcript has 11 exons. Gene Ontology annotation, molecular function: protein binding; RNA binding; translation activator activity. The record is from RefSeq and is a predicted model, not a curated record. The coding region runs from base 156 to 1517 and encodes 453 amino acids.
CAUAAAGUAGCUAGCUUGCUAGUAAAUAUGAAAUUGAGGUAGGGUGAGUGAGGCCAAACUAAAUAAUUCCGUAACAAGUUAUUGGAAUUGCCAAACCGCCUCAGUUUUUUUUGCGCCUCGCCGAAAAGGUCAUAACACAAAAAAAAGCAACAGAGAUGACUGAGAAUUUCGACCGAGCUCCAGGCGCUGGUAGAGCCCGUAUAAAGCCAAGAAGCCCCGGCCUUGCAGAUGUAGGAGACGGAGACGGGGACGCCACAUCUGGUUUCAACCAGCGUGAGCCUCUUCGGCAACCUCGGACGUCUCCACCUUUGACUGAGAACAACCCAAACAAUAGUGAAGCUAUCGGCGGAGAAAGCAGAAGCCCAAGCAAACCCCACCAAUUCAUUCACAACCACAGCACUCCUGCCUCCAAAGUGAAAAGUGUGGACUCUCUGGUGAAUACCUCCAUUCUGUCAGCCAAUGCACCGGAGUUCUACCCUGCUAGCUUCUCCCCCUAUGAGGAAUCAGUUUCAGAGGAUGGCAGUGAUGGCUAUUAUACUGAGAUGACAUUGGCUGAAUUGGUUGAGGAGUUUCUCAGCUACCUAAACUCCUCGCCGGGGUCCUUUGAGAUGGACAUUGAGCACAUGGUAAACAUGCUGAACAGCUGGGUCACUACUGAGGAGACGCUGCAAGAACUGGUGGAACUCAUCUACACACAAUCUACUGCUAUCCCCAAUUUCUCGUACACGGGGGCAAGGCUCUGUAACUUCCUGUCUCAUAACCUCCUACUCAGCCCAGCAAGUGGAAACUUUCGUCAGCUUUUACUAAAACGGUGUCGGACAGAGUAUGAACAGAGGGACGUAGCGGUGCGGGGAGACCAGGAGACACAGAAGAAGUUCCAGGCCUAUGUGCUCUUUCUGGGGGAGCUCUAUCUCAGACUGGAGGUAAGGAGUGCAAAGGGGCCUCCGUCCCGAGCUGAGAUCCUGCUAAUCGCCCUGAGGGAGCUGAUGAAUGCCCUCUUCUCGAACCCAGUGGAUGGAAACCUCAUAUGUGCUGUCAAACUGCUUAAGUUGACAGGCUCGGUUCUGGAAGAUGCGUGGAAAGAGAAAGGGAAGUCUGACAUGGACCAGCUAGUCCAGAGGAUUGAGAACAUCGUACUGGACACCCAGUGCAGCAGGACUGUCUGUGUGUCCAUCAGAGAUGUGAAGCAGAUGUUAUUGCGGCUGGUGGAGCUGAGGUCUAGUAACUGGGGCAGAGUCCAUGCUGCUGCUGCUUCCGACGCUACACCUGACAAUGACCCCAACUACUUUAUGAAUGAGCCUACGUUCUACACUGCAGACGGCACUCCCUUCACAGCAGCCGACCCUGAAUAUUCCGAAAAAUACCAGGAGAUCCUGGAUCGGGAAGACGACUGUUUCCCAGAGGACUGUGAAGAGAAUGGAAAUGAAUCGUCGUUCAAUGACGAGGAUGAGAUGGACCCUGAGAUCGAGGAAGCUUUUGAGAAGUUCUGCCUAGAGUCAGAGAGGAGACGACGAUGAGAGUGCUGCGACAGACUGAACUGGCACAUACCUUUCGUGUUCGACAUGCUGGAAUGUUUGCGACUGGAAAAAAUCUAAGAACUAGCGAUGUUUUUUGAUCUUUUUUUAAAAACAAUACAGUUUGCUCUUCCUGGCAGUUCACUUACAGAUUUUCUUCUGGCUGGGAUUUGUGUUGGUUGGAAGAUAGGGGACAAUCAACUACAUCAAUAAUCUGCUGAGUUAUACCGACUGUUCUGAGUUUGGAUUUUUUGGGGGGUGGGCGGAGUUCCUUCUCUGCUUUUGAUUCUUUCAGACACACUUAUUUCCCUUGGUCUUCGUCUUAACGCCACAGGGAAAAUGUGUGCUGUGGAUUUGAAACACUGUUUACACAGCCACCCUAAAAACCCAACUCUAGAUAUAGAAAGAAAAUAUUUUUUUCCUGCCUGUCCACACUCAGUGACCCAUAUCAUAUUUGCACAUUCACAUUGAUGUAGCCUCUGAAGAAGCACACAGAUGCAAUGCUCAUUUCCUGUUACUUUCCAUUUUUGGGUGGUUGUCCUGAUAACUGCAGGCAAUUGGCAAAAAACCCCACUUCAGAGCAAAUCGGAUCUGAGCAUCCAGAUUGAGGUAACAUAGAUAAUCCAGAUUUACAUUUACAUUUAAGUCAUUUAGCAGACGCUCUUAUCCAGAGCGACUUACAAAUUGGUGCAUUCACCUUAUGAUAUCCAGUGGAACAACCAC